Messenger RNA from Colletotrichum truncatum, 1581 nucleotides. RefSeq names its product Ent-kaurene oxidase 7. NCBI's taxonomy places the organism in Eukaryota, Fungi, Ascomycota, Sordariomycetes, Glomerellales, Glomerellaceae. Gene Ontology annotation, molecular function: monooxygenase activity; heme binding; oxidoreductase activity, acting on paired donors, with incorporation or reduction of molecular oxygen. The record is from RefSeq and is a predicted model, not a curated record.
AUGUCGAACCUGAGCGAUACUGUCAACCCGGCCGUCGCCUUUGACGACCAAAUCUCGAAGCACCUCCCAGCAGUCACUGCUGGCUUGGUAUUCAUUGUCUUUGCGUGGUUGGCUCAAAGUUGGUUUAAGGUUGACCCGCUCGCCAACGUUCCCGUCGUCGGGGGACAGGGCGGAGCAUGGAAGCGGAGGAAGGAAUUCGCUCAGGGUAAGGGAGCGGAUUACUACAUUGAAGGUUACCGGAAGUUCAAGGACCGCGUUUUCCGUGUCACCACACUGAGGAAGCGUGACACCGUAUGCGUUCCCACGAAGUAUCUUCCCGACCUCAAGAAACUCCCAGACGAUGUUCUCAGCUUCACAAAGGCCAUUGAUGAGUCAAUGCAAGUCAAGUACACCAAGGUCGAGACCGAUACUCCCCUCAUCGUACACACAGUCAGAGCAUCAUUGACCCCAGCGCUUCCCCGCAUCAAUGAACUCGUCGCCGACGAAGUAGCUGAGUCGAUGCGCCUCGAGCUGCCACAAUCCCAAGAAUGGACCGAAGUAAACAUCAACUCAAAGCUCCUUCGCAUCGUAGCCAUGGCCUCCGGUCGCGUCUUCAUCGGUCCCGAACUCUGCAGAGACGAGAGAUACAUCGAUGCCUCCAUCAACUACACGGUCGACCUCAUGACCGCCGUCCACAUGGUCUCCUUCCUGCCCGGUCCGCUCCGCCCAUUCGUCGCUCCCUUCUUGCCUCCCCUCAAGAAGCUAAACCGCCGCAUUGCCGAGGCCGAGGCAGUCUUCCGCCCCAUCGUGGAGGCCCGCAGACAGGCCAAGGCGGAGAAGGGAGACGACUACCAGGAACCCGACGACAUGCUUCAAUGGAUGAUGAACGCCCCCGCCAAGUUCGGAGAGGUCGACAAUCGAACCAUGGCCCAGAACCAGCUGGGUAUCAGCUUUGCCGCCAUCCACACGACCUCGUUGACGACGACGAACGCUUUCUAUUGGCUUGCCGCUAAGCCUGAGCUGAUCCCGAUCCUGAGAGACGACGUUCAGCAGGCAUUGCUCGAGUCUGGAGGCCAAUUCUCGAGCCCGGCGCUGCAGAACAUGAAGAAGCUGGACAGUUUCCUCAGGGAGGUGCUUCGUUGCUCCCCGCUCUCCGCUGGUUCCUUCCAGCGCAAGGUCCUCAAGUCAUUCAAGCUCCCCGACGGUCAGAUCAUCCCCGAGGACGUAGUCAUCGAAGUACCCGCCGGCGGUAUGAACCUCGACGACGAGAUCUUCCCCAACGCCGCGGAGUUCGAUGCUCUUCGCUACUACAAGCUCCGCAUGGCCAAGGAGGAGGCCGAAUCCGGCGCAAAGGCGGCCGAGGUUGUCGCCCAGAGCCAGUUCGUCAGUGUCGGCGCGUCUCACCUCACCUUUGGCUACGGACGCCACGCCUGUCCCGGUCGCUUCUUUGCCGUCAACGAGAUCAAGAUGAUCAUGGCCAACAUCUUGUGCAACUACGAGAUUAAGCUGCCGGACGGCGUGACCGAGAGAUACGAGAACCUCAAGUUCGGCGCGAGUUCUAUGCCCGAUCCCAGCAAGACCGUCAUGAUCAGGAAAAUUUAG